Pseudopipra pipra is the source of this 1728-nucleotide messenger RNA. It is a transcript of the gene PRR36, whose product is annotated as proline rich 36. NCBI's taxonomy places the organism in Eukaryota, Metazoa, Chordata, Aves, Passeriformes, Pipridae. The record is from RefSeq and is a predicted model, not a curated record. The transcript has 2 exons. Bases 255 to 1703 code for a protein of 482 amino acids.
GGUGAUUUUGUGUAAUUUUGGGGUAAUUUUGGCCGAUUUUGGGCUGAUUUGGGCCGUUUUUGGCUGCCAGGGGGGCGGCCCCUCCCCGACGUCUCCGUGCGGGUGCUCGAGGGUUCCCACCCCAAACUGAGCUCCAGCGAGGCCACGGCCCGGUGAGCACCAGUACAGACCAGUACAGACCAGUAUAGACCAGUAUAGACCACAACAAACUCCUAUAAACCAGUACAGACCAGUAUAAACCAGUACAGACCAGUAUGAGCCACUGGAGGCCAAUAGGGACCAGGAUGACCCAGUCUGGCCCCAUCCCAGUGGCUCCCAGUCCCUCCCAGUUUGUCCCAGUCCAUCCCAGUCCCUCCUUUACUGGUCUUCCAGUUUGUCCCAGUGGCUCCCAGUCCUCUCCCAGUCCCUCCCAGUCCCCCCCAGUCCCUCCCAGUCCAUCCCAGUUCAUCCCAGUCACUCCCAGUUUGUCCCAGUCCCUCCCAGUCCCCGCCCCGUCCCUCCCAGUCCCUCCCAAUCCCCUCCCAGUCCCUCCCAGUCCCUCCCAGUCCCCUCCCAGUCCCUCCCAGUCCCCUCCCAGUCCCUCCCAGUCCCCCCCAGUCCCCUCCCAGUCCCUCCCAGUCCCCCCCAGUCCCUCCCAGUCCAUCCCAGUUCAUCCCAGUCACUCCAAGUUUGUCCCAGUCCCUCCCAGUCCCCUCCCAGUCCCCUCCCAGUCCCUCCCAAUCCCCUCCCAGUCCCUCCCAGUCCCUCCCAGUCCCCUCCCAGUCCCUCCCAGUCCCUCCCAAUCCCCUCCCAGUCCCUCCCAAUCCCCUCCCAGUCCCUCCCAAUCCCUCCCAGUCCCUCCCAAUCCCUUCCCAGUCCCUCCCAAUCCCCUCCCAAUCCCCUCCCAGUCCCUCCCAGUCCCUCCCAGUCCCCUCCCAGUCCCUCCCAGUCCCUCCCAAUCCCCUCCCAGUCCCUCCCAAUCCCCUCCCAGUCCCCUCCCAAUCCCCUCCAGUCCCUCCCAUUCCCCUCCCAGUCCCCCCCAGUCCCUCCCAGUCCCUCCCAGUCCCCUCCCAGUCCCCCCCAGUCCCCCCCAAUCCCCUCCCAGUCCCUCCCAGUCCCCUCCCAGUCCCUCCCAGUCCCCCCCAGUCCCUCCCAGUCCCCUCCCAGUCCCCUCCCAGUCCCCCCCAGUCCCUCCCAGUCCCUCCCAGUCCCCUCCCAGUCCCCCCCAGUCCCCCCCAAUCCCCUCCCAGUCCCUCCCAGUCCCCUCCCAGUCCCUCCCAGUCCCUCCCAGUCCCCUCCCAAUCCCCUCCCAGUUCCCUCCCAGUCCCUCCCAGUCCCCUCCAGCCCCUCCCAGUCCCUCCCAGUCCCUCCCACUCCCCUCCCAGUCCCCCCCAGUCCCUCCCAAUCCCCUCCCAGUCCCUCCCAGUCCCUCCCAGUCCCGCCCAGUCCCUCCCAAUCCCCUCCCAGUCCCUCCCAAUCCCCUCCCAGUCCCCUCCCAAUCCCCUCCCAGUCCCUCCGAGUCCCUCCCAAUCCCCUCCCAGUCCCUCCCAGUCCCCUCCCAGUCCCUCCCAAUCCCCUCCCAGUCCCCUCCCAAUCCCCUCCCAGUCCAUCCCAGUCCCUCCCAAUCCCCUCCCAGUCCCUCCCCAUCCCCUCCCAGUCCCUCCCAGUCCCUCCCAGUCCCCUCCCAGUCCCCCCCAAUCCCCUCCCAGUCCCUCCCAGUAUAACCAGUAUAAACCAGUCUGACCUGUA